This is a messenger RNA of Aspergillus heteromorphus CBS 117.55, 2750 nucleotides long. RefSeq lists its product as uncharacterized. Gene Ontology annotation, biological process: DNA-templated transcription; regulation of DNA-templated transcription. Gene Ontology annotation, cellular component: nucleus. Bases 119 to 2338 code for a protein of 739 amino acids. NCBI's taxonomy places the organism in Eukaryota, Fungi, Ascomycota, Eurotiomycetes, Eurotiales, Aspergillaceae. The transcript is spliced from 4 exons. The record is from RefSeq and is a predicted model, not a curated record. Gene Ontology annotation, molecular function: zinc ion binding; DNA-binding transcription factor activity, RNA polymerase II-specific; DNA binding.
CGCGUCCGCCUGAGUCACUGUGCCUGUGCCAGCCUUGCUGGAAGGAAGAUGUCGGUUUGGCGUCGUGUCGCUCAUGAACAGUGAGUGAUCCGGAGUAGCUUUGGCACCCUAGGCAACAAUGGACCAGGACGAUCAGUCUCCGCCAGUCGAGGGCACCCCCCGAUCCAGAGCCAGGGCUCGUGCGGACCAUCUGAUGAAACGCGUGUCAAGAGCAUGUUUACAUUGCAGACAGCGCAAAUCGAAAUGUGAUCUGGAUAGCAGCGGGAGCCCGGGAGUGCCCCCAUGCCAGCGGUGUAUCAGAGAAAACCGCGAAUGUGUUCUGGGCAGCUCCAACCGGGGAGGGCGUCGGAUUCGCAAAAACAAAAUCAAAAACUUCACCCCAGACACCAACCUCCCGGGGCGGAGAGAUUCCGUCGCCGAGGCACCAAGUCCGUCCAAUUCCGACCAUCAACAACCGGCUUCUGGCUUGUAUCCUGGCCCGGUGGCCUUUUUGCCCCCGAACCCACCGACCACAACGUCAAUGUCGGUUGAUGAAGAUGACACCGCAUCUAUAGGCUCUGUGCCCCGGAAUCCAUCUGAUGCCUGGCAGUGUCUUACUGGCAUCGCAAAGAGAGGCGAAGAAGAGCCGAGCCCUGAAACGGGCGCCGAAUCUCUGCGUGUCGGCCCCAGAGCGUUUCCCUCAUACAGUGUGCUCCAAAAUAGCUCUGGGAGCGACUUCCCGCCUAAGAAAGGUAUCAAAGCAUAUAGAUUGGUUCAGACACGGUCAUUAGACCCGGGAACAGUGUGGCAAUUAGUGGCUCGUUACGCCGAACACUUCCAUCCAUACCUUCCUUUGGUGCCACGAAAGUACUUUAACCGCGACGCGCUGGAUGCAUUUGCCGACAAUGAGAAACAUCUGCUCACUGCCAUCCUCACCAUCGCUUCAAAAGAUUUAGUUGAGCGGCCUCAUAUCCACGAAUACUGCUCCAAAUACAUGCACGAGCUGAUUUCCGGGAUUGCUGCGGGCGCUGAUUGCGAUGUGGAGGCUGUGGAAGCUCUUCUUCUCCUGGCUGAAUGGGAACCACAAGGGCUGCGGCCACGUGUUGAGCGCGUGGGUCGUGGGGAAGAAGAUCGAGCUGCCUGGAUGCAUGUUGGGCUUGCCUUGCGAUCCGGUUAUUUUCUGGGGCUGGAUAGGACGUCGUUCCGAGACUCUUCAGGGGAUGCAGAAACGGAGGCUCGCAGGCGGUUGGCAUGGACCAGCUGCUAUGUUUCAGACCGCUUGAUAUCGGUUCGUAUUGGCCGCGCCUUCUGGUCUCGCGGACCGGGGCCAAUGACUGGCCUUGUCAGCCAAGAUUUCCCGUCACUUCAACCAGUCAAAGAUGGUGAUGAGGACUAUGCAAGAAUCUUGCAAGCCACUCUGGAUCUCACUCAGCUUUAUGGGAACGUCCACGAUGUCCUCUAUUCGGGGAUGCGAACGAGUAAUCAGAUGAUGCUCAUGGGCGACUAUGUUAAGUAUGUGGAUGACUUUCGUCUUGCUAUCCUACGAUGGAAAUCGCUCUGGGGAUCUUUACCAUGCUCGACUCCCAUGAAAGUCACUUUGCAGCUCUCGUAUGAAUACCUAAGGCUGUACACCAACGCGUUUGCCUUCCAGGCGGCAAUAUCCCAAUCGUUGGUGUCUAAGUUACAAAAUGAUAAUCAAUCUCAAAGAGAGCACUUGCGAGCCACCUUCAACAAUGUAGCCUCGAUGCAGGACUCCCGCUUUAUUUAUGAGUCAAUUGAUGCCGCCAAAGCAUACCUGAUAAUUCUUGUUGAUGUGGUUCAUCCGGAGAAGCAUCUUCACUUCAUGCCACUUAGAUUCUAUCUCUAUGGUAUCUAUGCAGCCGUGUUUCUAUACAAGGCACGUUCAUUUGGUGUCAUGUCGCACUCAGAGGAGAUGAAAGUGCGAGAUCUUGUUACUCGAACAACAGAUGUUCUAAAGCGAGCAAGUGGCGGAUCCGAUGACAUUGGGUCACGCUAUGCAAAGCUUCUCGAGCUUCUAUGGCAGCAAAGAUCAACGCCAACAGCGCCGCAAGCCGGAACUCACCAAAGCAGCGACGUGCUGUUGCAAAACAACGUGGCACUCUCGCACAGCUUGUCCGAUCAGAGCAGCUACGUGCACUUCAGCCCCGCGAACGACUUCUCGUGGCUUGAUCUCGAAGCAGUGGGGGACUACGUCUCUGGGGACCAGAUGUCAGGAGCCAACACACUCGCACUAGACACACUCCAAAACCAAGACGUCUUCCAAUCCGGACAAGACCGAUCUCAGCCGUGGCAAGUGCCAACUUGGUCCGGAGACAUGAGCAGCAGUCUCCUCUUCUAAUCCCCACGAGCAGCCCAGAGGGCAGUGACGAGCUGCAUCAUAUAUGAUUUGCGUGAUUGUAUUAUGAAUAGGGCGAUAAUACACCAGCACUUUUUGGUUUUUGCCUCUACGAGCGCGCAGCAACAGCGGCUUGACUGGUGUCCCCAUCUCCCCCCACGCUGGUGCGGGGCUGUGGGGGUCGCCGGAGUUGCGCCGGCAUGAGAGUGAGGGGGGCUAGCUUUCUGCUGUGGUUGCCCCCCAACUCACCCUCUUCAAGUCAAAGCAGUCUGUACUUUAUUCUCAUUUGUAUCUGUUAGCAGUCAUGACAUGAAACAUGCGCAAUGGGCUUGCUUGACACACCACCGGCACAUUUCCGGGUGAGACACCUUGUUUUGUUUUCGAUACAUACCACACGCCGUGGAACACACCGGAG